AGCCUUUGAUUUCCCCCACAUACUUCGAGAGUGGUUCUUAAAUACUUUUACCUGUUUUCUCAGUUUUUUCGGUCUAUCAGUAGUUGCCUGUGUUGAAUGUUAGCUCUUAAUUAUUGAGACAGCUGAUAGCCGGAGUUCCUCUGAGUACAGUUUUGUUGGACCUGGCAUCGUCCGUUUCUCAUCAUGUCUUUACAGGAAUUGGGCAGUCAAGCCUACCAGAAGGCUGUGUUUGCUGAUUACAAUGGAGCCGUCCAGAUUUUAGACAAAGCUAUUGCCAAGUUUCCCAAGGAUGAAAAACUGUGGAACAAUAGAUGUUUCUGCCUUUUAAAAUUGAAUAAUUUCAAAAGAGCUCUUCAGGAUGCAGAGAAUAUGGUGAAACUUUUCCCUCAGUAUCCCAAAGCCCACUACAGAAAUGCAGAAGCGCUUGCGGCAGUCAAGAGGUUUACAGAAGCUGAACACAGUCUAAAUUACCUUUUGAAACUAGAUCCCAACUGUGCAGAAGCCCAGAGAUUAUUAUGUCAAGUUCAGAGUCAAAAUAAAGUAAGGAGGGUCUCCAAUCUCGCUGCCAUGGAUUCCAGUCGAGCUGUAAAAGGGUCGCAAAAGGGCAGUGACCUAUACUACUCUGAUGAAGAUUUGAAUAAGAUGUUAGAACGGGCAGUUGCACUAGAAUCGCAAAACAAACCAUCAAAAAAGAAGAAAAAAAAAGGGCUAUUCUAAGUAGACCACAUUUACAAAUUGGGUACUUGGAUCAUUUAGGAAUCUGUGCUUGAACUACCUGAUCUUCACCAGAUUUUUUCCAGGGUAUCAUCGCCAGGAGAAUAUUUUUACCCCUUUUUUUUUGCUCGUCUGAUUUUCAGCAGCUGAAUGUAAGCAAACGCAGCUCUGCUGUUCCCAGCAAAAACGCUGUAACUCACUCCAAAUUUUGUAUUUUUUUUCACAAGAAAACUGAAUUGCUAGAAGGCUUUAUUUUUUCAUCCUAAAUUCCUAUCGGUAUUCCAGAGUCAACUUGGAAUAGGAAAGAAUGAAUUUUUUAGUUUUCUGGCAUAACAGCAUUUUGUCUGAAGCUAAUUGAUAAAAAGUUGAAUGGAGCUACAGUUUUUUUCUUCUGAACGGUGGAGCAAGUGCCUAGUCAAGAGAUCAAAGUUUGAGUAAAAUUUUCUACUAAGUUACCAUUUCAUUGAUGAAUUUUUAUUUACCAUGACAUUGUGAAGGUAGCAUUUAAUUUUCAUGCAGGCUCAUAUUGUAGUUUUUUUCUCUUAUUAUUUUUUAUUUUUGUACACAAUUUUUUAUAAGUUAAGUCGUUUUAUACCCACAGUAUAAACUGUUCUCACUUUAAGGCUCAAAUUAACAUAACAUAGUUAUAUUAGACUGAUUUUAUAGUACGUUGUUAAGUGCCCAUGCAGUCAAUUAUCUGUCAAUUCACUUUUGCCUUGGUUUGGUACAAGGCAGCAUUUCGUUGUCGAUUUGGCAUCUGAAUGGUUGCUGUUUUUAAUUGAAAAGAGCGAGCUCAUUUCAUGAAUUUUCAAACAUCAAAUAUUUUGAAAAUGUUACAAUUCGGCGAGUCAAUUAUCGAAUCAUUUUUGAGUAAGCCUGAUUUAGAAAUCUCCGUCGCAACAAUGCUAUUUAUCGAUCAAGUUAAUUCAAAAUGAUUUUGCAGUCUAAGUGUUGUUUUAUGAAGACGGAAUCCCAUAGCUUUGUCACGGUCAUUCGUUGUCAGUAAUUGAUACCCAAGCACACAAACCUCUAGAUUUUUGCCUCUUUGAAAAAAAAUGCGAGUUCUAAUUUGCAAUGCUUAUAAAAAAAAUUUUUCCCUGAUUUUCUCGUAUAAGUUAUUGUUAUUUUCAAACUUAAAGAGGCAGCAGCUUUAAGCAAAAGUUUAUUUAGAUCCGAAUUUUAUGAAAAAAAGCACUUUUUUUGAGCAUAAAAUUGGUUGACGAAGUAUUAAAAAAUGUUCUAGGGACACCCAGACUUGCAUUUUAAACUAAUUGAUAAUAUUUCUUUUUAAGAAGCCUUUUUUGCAUUUAAGCUUGUAUGUAGUCUCUAUUAUUGUGUUAAAAUAAACAUCAUUUGGCAUUAAGGAAUUACUUUUCCCGGCUCAUCCAUAACCGUCCAUUUACCUGCAUUGCGUCUGCAUCGGGUAACUAAUGGUAUGUAUCGAUGGUAAAACAGCAGAAAUGCGUAUUUCGAUGUGUGACUUUCCUGACUUUCCAUCAUACAAAUACCUUCUACGUGGAAAACUACUGAACAUCAUUUCUUGAGACCUUCUUCCGUUUUUCUUCUUUUGUUGAAGAAUAAUGUGUGAACAUUUCAAGCCAUGGUGGUUAAGUCUCCUUUUUUUUUAAAAAAAAAAAGAAAUAGGAGCGGGGAUUUUGAAACGGGAUGCGUAUUUUUGCAAUUUCACCAUCAAUAAGUUGUUGUUUUUAAAAUGAGUUAAAAUUGUAAUUUCUUAUCGCAAAAUGUAGGCUAUAUGAUGAUCUGCUUGUAUCAGAAGAGUAUUUAACAGUUUUAAAAGAUUGUGAUAAAAAUUGGAGAAUAAAUGAAUUUUUUGUUGUGAUGAA
Molecule: messenger RNA, 2558 nt
Organism: Bemisia tabaci
Lineage: Eukaryota; Metazoa; Arthropoda; Insecta; Hemiptera; Aleyrodidae
Source: RefSeq, a predicted model, not a curated record